AUGCGUUUCGCUACUGGUAUCCUCACGGCCUGCGCCCUCCUUGGCUCCGUCAACGCCGGCACCCAGGCCCCUCGUACGGGCAAGACCCUCAAUUCUGAGCCCAGCGGAGGUUCCGGCGCCGUCAAGGCUGCGUACAACGGCGCAUCCGGCGCCGCCAAGUCUGUGUACAACAGCGGUUCCGGCGUCAUCAAGGCGACCGAGCCUGCUCCGAAACCUGCCGCGCCCGCCGCCACCAAGGAAGAAAUCAACGGAUGGAUCAAGGACGCCAUGGCCGAGGCCAACGCCAUCGAGCAGGAAGCCAAGCAACGCGCGAUCGCCGAGCAAAAGGAGGCUGAGCGUGCCGCCCUCGAGGCAAAGAAGGCCGCCGAGGCCGAGGAGGCCGAGUACCAGGAGCGCAAGGCCGCCGAGGAUGCCGCCGAGGACGCCGCCGAGGUCCAGAAGGCCGCCGACCAGCUCGCCGAGAAGAAGCGCCUCCAGAAGAUCAACAAGCAGCAGGAGAAGGACGUCACCUCCUGGGUUAAGAAAGCCCUCGCCGACUCCCGCAAGAAGGAAAAGGAGGAGGAGCGCAAGAUCCUUGAGGAGUCGCAGCGCCUGGACCGCCUCUAUCUCGAGCGCAAGCAGCGCGAGUCUGACGAGGCCGCCGCCAAGCAGGCUGAGCGCGAAGCCGAGGACGAGCGCGAGUACAAGUGGCAGAAGGAGCGCGAGGAAAGGGACCGCAAGGAGGCCAAGGCUCAGGACGCCGACGAUGUCAACGCUGGCGUCAACCGCUACGUCAACUUUCCUCAGCCCGUGCCUGCUUACCAGCCCGGUCCGGUCGCGCCCGUCUACCACCCGGCCCAGCCGGUCCAGCCGGUUCAGCCGGCCUACGUGCCCCAGCCCGCUCCGGCCCCCGUCAUGGCCACCCCUCAGAUUGUCCCCGUUGGUGUUCGCAGGGUCGGCGUGCCCUUUGGAUAUCCCAUCAGGAACGUCCGCCGUGGCCUCAGCCCUGAAAACGAGGAGGACGAGGCGAAGGGUGAGGCCUUGAAAACACCAAGCCCCAAAUACGUCUCCAAGCCUGUCAAGAAGAUGAUCUCGUUCAAGAACUCCACUGCCAAGCCUGUCUCGACAGCCAAGCCAACCGAGACGAAGGAUGCCAAGGCCGAGAUCCAGAAGGAGACUGUUGAGCAAAUCACCCGCUUGAUCAAGGCCAACUUCUAG
Molecule: messenger RNA, 1197 nt
Organism: Verticillium dahliae VdLs.17
Lineage: Eukaryota; Fungi; Ascomycota; Sordariomycetes; Glomerellales; Plectosphaerellaceae
Exons: 2
Coding region: 1-1197 (398 amino acids)
Source: RefSeq, a predicted model, not a curated record